Molecule: messenger RNA, 5567 nt
Organism: Periophthalmus magnuspinnatus
Lineage: Eukaryota; Metazoa; Chordata; Actinopteri; Gobiiformes; Gobiidae
Gene: efnb2a
Product: ephrin-B2a
Exons: 5
Coding region: 750-1754 (334 amino acids)
Biological process (GO): blood vessel morphogenesis; ephrin receptor signaling pathway; axon guidance
Cellular component (GO): plasma membrane
Molecular function (GO): ephrin receptor binding
Source: RefSeq, a predicted model, not a curated record
ACUCGCAGUUACUUCGCGUCCAGGUUGGGAGUCAGCAGCAGCAGCAGCAGCGCGGCUCCUAUACACAACCCGCUCCUUCAACCCACCACGGUGCUGAGUGCAGUUUCUAUGCGGAUAAGCAGGACUUGAGCCGCGGGCACAGGUUGCACUUUUGGUCCGCGCCUUUUUUUUGUUUCUCAUCUCCUGGACUUCUUCUGGUGGACCUCUAUGUAAUGAGAACUUCCAUUCCAGCUCGUUUGAUUUCUCCCAUUUUCAUGUUUGAUCAUUUGCUCCAUUUUGAUCAUCCGUUUGUUUUGGUCAUUUUUAUGCUCACCAGCUGAACACGGGGAAUUCUCUCCAAAGUCAUUCCACCACCAGCAGCCAUCUCGCUUUUUUUCGUUGUUUGUCUAAUUCUGCUUUAUCCUCUUUGCUCACGCGUCCGGUGGAUUGUUGAGGACUAUAAAAACGCAAAGGGAUUUACUUGCUGCAGUUGGCUUGCUGUUUUUUUUUGCCUCGGCCACUUGUUCUCUCUCAUAGGGAUGUAUGGGAGCAAGGUGAAGAAGUGUGCGCUCUGAACAAGGAGAGAAUAUAGACGCGCUCUCUUGUACCAACCACGGCCGUGCGCCUUUGGCUUCUGGAGAUGCUCUAGCGUCUCUGUACCGGGAUAUACGCUGAACGGCAAGCAGACACGACCCGUGCGAGGAGUCUUUCUGUUUGUCACCGUUUUUCUGGACACAUCUCUGGCACGGAUUGCUUGCAGGCGGACCACCAUGGGGGACUCGACGUGGAGAUAUUACCUUGGAGUUUUGUUUAUUGCCUUGAAACUGGACUUGUCCCGGGCGCUCAUCCUCGAGUCCAUAUACUGGAACACAACAAACACCAAAUUCAUCCCAGGCCAAGGCGUGGUAUUGUACCCUCAAAUCGGGGAUAAGUUGGACAUUGUUUGCCCGCGGGUGGAUGGCGGGAUUGGUGAAGGCGUGGAGUAUUACAAAGUGUACAUGGUGCCAAGGGACCAACUGGAAAGCUGCACCAUCACAAAAGCCGACACACCACUCCUGAACUGUGUCAAGCCCGACCAGGACGUCAAAUUCACCCUCAAAUUUCAGGAGUUCAGUCCCAACUUGUGGGGACUGGAAUUCUUCAGAGGGAAAGACUACUAUAUCAUCUCUACAUCUAAUGGCACCAUGGAGGGCAUCGACAACCAGGACGGCGGUGUGUGCAAGACCAAGUCCAUGAAGAUAGUCAUGAAAGUGGGGCAAAGUCCCACAGACCCUAUUUCACCCAAAGACAACCCCACCAGAGUACCGUACCCGCCCAAGCACCCGGACGGCAAGACACCAACAUAUAAAAACACCAAUGAUGUGCUGGAGAAGCCAGAUUCUGCGCCACAUGAGAGCGACGUGGACACAGGCGGGAAGUCAUCCGGCACCAUGGGCUCGGAGGUCGCCAUUGUGGUCAGCAUCGCCUCGGGCAGCGUCAUCUUCAUCAUCAUCAUCAUCAUGCUGGUCCUGCUGCUGCUCAAGUACCGGCGGCGGCACCGAAAGCACUCACCGCAGCACGGCACCACGGUCUCCCUGAGCAACCUGCCCACGCCCAAACGCGGCGGCGGCAACAACAACGGCUCGGAGCCCAGCGACAUCAUCAUACCGCUCAGGACUGCCGAUAGCGUUUUCUGCCCGCACUACGAGAAGGUGAGCGGGGACUACGGACAUCCGGUCUACAUUGUCCAGGAAAUGCCGCCGCAAAGCCCAGCGAACAUCUACUACAAAGUCUGAAGCAGGAACUCGAAACAGAAAAAAAAGCUUCAGUCGACUCCUCCUCCUCCUCUCCUCCUGAUGUUUCUCUUCUUUUCGUCAAAUUUGGUUUUGGAGAGGUCUGAAAAGGCGGUUGCUAAUGCUGCCGACGCUGCUCUCUAGGGCUUCUGGGAAUUGUAGGACAACGAUUGAUGUUCUUUUCCCAUACUACAAGCCCAUUUUGGUUUAAGUGCACUGCAGCUGCCAAUUUUGGGGGAGCUUUAUCAGGCAGUGGCGUAGACGGACACAGAAUGAUCAAGUAAUGGAUUUUUAUAGAAUGUUUGGAACGUUUUCGGAGAGACUACUGUUUGGAAAAGAGACUCAAAAUGGAUUGAGGAGGAGGUUGGCAAAAAAGGAGGAUGGACCGCCCUCCCUUUUUCGAAAAGCCCACUAGCCAGAGACUUUGUGGAUUUUUCUAGCUAAUCGGAGGAGAGAAGAUUCCCACGCACCCAUCCUCUCUGGGACUUUCCUUACUGACUCACCCAAUCACUUUGCCACCCGUAUGCUCACCUUAAAAACUCACAAACAGCAUCUCAACGUGGAGUUCACUGUCUCAUUCCCACACAUUUGUUCCCAAAAGUUACUUGAAAGUUCAUGGACUUCGAGAACCCUCUAUUUUGUACUUUCUAGCAGCAGGAUUUUACUAAUUUUGUCGUUUUUUUUCUCUUUCCAUAUUCCACGGUAGUUCAAUUGUUUGAUUUUGUUUUCCUUAUUGUCAUAUCAUUAACAAAACUACAAGUGACCCGACAGUGGCUAGGACGAGGGGACAAGAUGUAGGAAGAAAGCAGGUCAGAGUUAGCCCAGGUGGUUUCAAGGAUGAGUUGGGGGUUUAUAACUAAACAUAGAGCAGCACUUUGAAUCCCUUUUCGGUACCCCCACUCUCUUGAAUGAGGCUACGGGAAGCCGGCAGGGACAAAAUUCCCUGAUGGGGCGGUGUUCUGGGACAAAAAGUCAUGUCGCCUUACUGCCGAGGAGUACCAACGCAUGUAAAAAAAAUAAAUAAAAACAACACUGUAUUAUGUAACAGCUCCACAAUGUAACUAAUGUUUACUCUGUUGUGUAAAGACACCCAGAUUUUCAAAUGAUCUGCGGAUAAAUUUUGUAAUAAUUUGUAUUUUGACGUUUUUCACAUUUUUAAAUAAAUUAUUGCUAUUUUAAGUCAAUGCUCGAAACAAUGUUCUGGAGUCACACUUUUUAUUAAUUUCACAAUUCAAGUAAACAUUUUGGUAUAGGCUAGUUGUCAGACUAAUCAAACUAUUUUAUUAUCAACUAUUUUUUGUUGGUAACUAAUCAAAUACUAGCGUUGAAAUGAAAUUAUGUUGACAGAAGAAAAUAAAAAUUCCUAACUUUCAAUUAUUGACAUAUAUUAUCUUAAAAAUGUAUUGCAAAUUUGCCAUGAGGCCUUAUUGAUUUUUCAUAUAUCACAAACUAUUCUGUCUGGUUUACCAAAGUAAUCUGCAGCGUUUAUUAACUUAGCUUGCUUUCUACAAUUGCACAUAGCUCACAGUUUUGUUAUUCCACUUAUUAUAAUCCUGACGCAUUUGAAUUUCCAUUAAUGGCGAACACGGAGCAGAUUAGAUCAACAUUUGGGUGUUUUUAAAUCAAUGGAGUAAUUUAGUAGCUUUUAAGCCAAGUUCCAUGAUACAGUGUGGAUAUAUGAAGUGUUGCUAGUGCACUCCUGUCCAAUGAUGAAGAACCAGCCGUAGGUCUGGUGGGACAUCCGAGGUACUGUACUCCACGCAGGAUGAUAAGGGCUCCCAGGGGCCCCUCUCACUGGUGUCCACCUGCUCUUAAAGAAAUAAGCACAGGGACAUGUGACCACCCACACCCCUCACUGUUUCUCCAUUUGUGACUUUUACUUUUUAUAGUUGUACAUUUAAAACAUUACAACGAUGAAAAAAAUACUAAAAAACAAGCAGAUUCUAUUUAUGAUAGACACAUAGAGCACAGGCAGCGUGGAGGAGGAAAUAAGGAUAUUAUAUUAUAAGUGCACAUUAUGCAAACUUGGACGAUUUGAUCUCUUCACCACUGAGCCCUUUGAAGUAGUCUGGACUCUUUUCAUGGGGCAGGGUAGCUCCCACUCAGUGUAGCAUCUCCCAAAGGAUUUCCCAUCAUGCCCCUCUUCUCAUCCUUACUCAUAUGUGCAUGUCUCCGCCCCCAUUUUGGCUUGGGUCCCUGCACCGUGCCCUGAGCAGUAAUCGCCUAUUCAUAGAACUACUUCAUAAAGAGCAUCACCGAAAAGCCAAGCCUUGUAUGAUCUGAGGUUUGUGCCUCUAAGAGGUUACAAAAUCUGCAAAUAUGCAAUUCUUAUUUAUUUUUGUAAUCAAUUCUAAGAAAAAAACACCUAUGGAAAAGUGUUCUUAACCACUGAAAGAUGUAACAACUUCACACAGCUAGCAAAGAACGCCACAGUCUUGUCGUUUUAUUUAACUCUUUUCCUGGUUUUCGGUUCUGUACUUCUGUUGGGAUAACGUGCCGUAGUUCAAACUGUGAAAAAGUGAACAGGUUUUGAAAAGGUGAAAAAAUAAAAUGGCUGUUUAGUUGCUGCGGCAGAAUAUGACAAUCUUAUUAGUUUCUUUGAAUCUGGUGUUCUUUUCUUAGCAGCCAAUUAGCAACCCUGCUAUGCUAACAGCUACUCAAACCACAGACUGUACGAAAAUGGAUGCAGCAAUGCAUUCAGCUGAAGCCAUACUUUUGAUGUUGCAUGCGGUAUUUGCCUGAAAGUUUUAGGUUCAAACCACGCUGGAGGUGAACAUUGUAUUGCUACAAUGGUGAGAUGCUACACCCCCAUUGCCAACUCUGCAUUACGACAGAAAGGGCAUCCGGCUAAAAUUGUGUAAUAUCACAAAGCGACUGGUUCGCUGUGGCAACCUCUGAUGUACAAGUGGGCAGCCAAAAUCUUUUAAUGUAACCUACUGUUGUGAAUCAUAGAGCUUCACUUAGCUGUGUAGGCUACAUGCUAGUCCAUGCUCGUAUCAUAAAACAUUUACAGUUGUGGCUUCUCUUUCUGCUGCAUCCAUUGAUUCCUACAGUGUGACUGAAUGAUAAGUCGUAGCUGUGCGGGUGUUAGCUUGGCGCUAGGGGAAGCAACCCAGGCCUCGGUAAAAUGCCUUGUUCGUAUGGUCAGCCCUCGUCACUUGACUCAGUAAUUUUGCACCGUACUUCUGUAGGUAAGAGACUGUAAAUACAUUAAUGUUUGUAUUGUAUAUGGAUCCUGGGUUGUUACAAUAGCCUUAUUCACCUUUUUAGGAAAGCUGAACAAAAAAAUCUGAAAAAUGGAGUACUACACUUCAAAGCAGAGCAUAAACUACUUUUUUGGUAAAUAGCUUAUGUAAAUAUUGACCAGAACCCAAUAAAACAUUUUUAUAAACUCUUAAAGGUAAGAUGUUUUGUAUAAAUUUGAAUUUUUUGCUAUGUAUUUUAGCUAGCGCUCGAUGGAAAGCUUGUGUCCUCCCACGCCCCCUUCCUUUUGCACUGUUUCCAUGGUAAUUUGGUUUAAAAAAUGGAGAGAAAAGUUGCCAAGCUGACUGCUGCAUAUUUGUGCCAUAAGUGUGUACCAUAAAUAUUUAUUAAAUUAGUUUCUUUUUGUUUGUUAUAUUCAUUAUUUUAAUUUCAGUCCAGUUUGUAAGUAACACAGUAUUAUACUUGCAUUGUUUGUCCAUUUGGGUUUUUCUUUAUUUCUGAUUGGUCCACUCUGGUUGCUGGGUGACUGUAGCCCCGCCCCUCAAUUCAUCCCUCCGCUGUACACCAUCAACAUGGUUUGGUCAUUCAACUCGUUUCAACUAAAGUGACACA